This is a messenger RNA of Mytilus trossulus (common blue mussel), 2329 nucleotides long. RefSeq names its product V-type proton ATPase subunit B. Bases 64 to 1617 code for a protein of 517 amino acids. Gene Ontology annotation, molecular function: ATP binding; proton-transporting ATPase activity, rotational mechanism. The record is from RefSeq and is a predicted model, not a curated record. Gene Ontology annotation, biological process: proton transmembrane transport; vacuolar acidification; ATP metabolic process. Lineage: Eukaryota; Metazoa; Mollusca; Bivalvia; Mytilida; Mytilidae. The transcript is spliced from 14 exons. Gene Ontology annotation, cellular component: proton-transporting V-type ATPase, V1 domain.
CAGACCAAGGAUUGAUGAGCACUUCCUCAUGAUAUCACAUGACCGCUGAAAAUAUUGGUCAACAUGGCGAAAACUAUUGACAUGAGUUCUUUCAACGGACCAUUAAAUGAUGUUGCUGCACGAAAGAUAAAUCAACUUGCAGUUACAAGAGACUACAUCUCACAACCUAGGAUAACAUAUAAAACCGUGUCAGGUGUAAAUGGACCUUUGGUUAUCCUGGACGAUGUAAAGUUUGCCAAAUUUGCAGAAAUUGUACAUUUAACAUUAGCAGAUGGAACCGUCAGAAGUGGACAAGUUCUGGAAGUGUCUGGCUCUAAAGCCAUUGUUCAGGUAUUUGAAGGAACCUCUGGAAUUGACGCCAAACAUACAUUAUGUGAAUUUACAGGAGAUAUUCUGAGAACUCCAGUAUCAGAAGACAUGUUGGGUCGUGUGUUUAAUGGUUCAGGUAAACCUAUCGAUAGAGGACCACCAGUAUUAGCAGAGGACUUCUUGGAUAUUCAAGGACAACCAAUCAAUCCCUGGUCUCGUAUUUACCCAGAAGAAAUGAUCCAGACAGGUAUAUCAGCUAUAGAUGGUAUGAACAGUAUUGCCAGAGGACAGAAAAUUCCUAUCUUCUCUGCUGCUGGUUUACCUCAUAAUGAAAUUGCUGCCCAGAUUUGUAGACAAGGUGGUCUUGUCAAAGUUCCAGGGAAAAGUGUAUUAGAUGAUCAUGAUGACAACUUUGCUAUUGUGUUUGCAGCUAUGGGUGUAAAUAUGGAAACUGCUCGAUUUUUCAAACAAGAUUUUGAAGAAAAUGGUUCUAUGGAAAAUGUGUGUCUUUUCCUUAACUUGGCCAAUGAUCCAACAAUUGAACGUAUUAUCACUCCUAGAAUUGCUCUGACAACAGCAGAAUUUUUAGCUUACCAGUGUGAGAAGCACGUUUUGGUCAUUUUAACAGACAUGAGCUCUUAUGCUGAUGCUUUGAGAGAGGUCUCUGCUGCCAGAGAAGAAGUACCAGGUCGUCGUGGUUUCCCAGGUUACAUGUACACAGAUUUAGCUACUAUUUAUGAAAGAGCUGGUCGUGUUGAGGGACGUAAUGGUUCCAUUACACAGAUUCCUAUCUUAACUAUGCCUAACGAUGAUAUUACCCAUCCUAUUCCUGAUUUAACUGGUUAUAUCACAGAAGGACAGAUCUACGUAGACAGACAAUUACAUAAUAGACAGAUCUAUCCACCAAUCAAUGUAUUACCAUCAUUAUCCAGAUUGAUGAAGUCUGCCAUUGGAGAAGGCAUGACAAGGGAAGAUCACUCUGAUGUUUCUAAUCAAUUGUAUGCUUGUUAUGCUAUUGGUAAAGACGUACAGGCUAUGAAGGCUGUCGUAGGAGAGGAGGCUUUAACUCCAGAAGAUUUGUUGUAUUUAGAAUUUUUAACAAAAUUCGAGAAGAAUUUUAUAUCACAGGGUCAUUACGAAAACAGAACAAUUUUUGAAUCUCUAGAUAUUGGAUGGCAAUUGUUGCGUAUUUUCCCAAAAGAAAUGUUAAAACGUAUUCCACAGUCAACUUUGGCAAAAUAUUAUCCAAGAGACACACAAAAGUCUGCAGGGGCAGCUGCCCAUCCAGAUCAAAGCACACAAUUAUAAGAUUUACUGUAAAAUUAGUCAUCUUAUUAAUAAUACAUUCCCAGAAAUUAGAGUCCAAGUGGGCCGUCAGAACUUUUUUGUAUUUACAGUAUAACAAGAGGUUCUAGAUGUGAUUUCUUUCAUGACAAAGAUAUAUUGUAAAGUGGUAUAUGUUGGCCGAUGUUAGAUUUUGCUAUAACUAGAGUUAUAACAUGUCAUAUAACUUGAGAUUUCACAUUCUUUAAACUGGUUUUGAUCCUUAGAAGUGUAAAAUUUAAGCAUGGUCAUAUUUGCAAGUAAUUAUCACAAAUUAAAAAAUAAAGCCCUCACGAAAAAUUUCCACUUUACAGUAUGAUCUUGUUAUUAAUAAAUAUAUUUGGAAACAUAUUAAACUAAGCACGUUAUUAUGUCAUGCUAUGUAAUUAUUUCAAUUCUGUCUCAAAAUAAAAUCAGUUAUUAGGGUAUUUUUGUUGCGGGUGAUUUAAGUAGAUUCUAGGUAGAUGUUAUAAUGAAAUUAUGUUGUAAUCUAUAUAUUAAGCAGAUAAUGUAAAGAAUAUUCAUAACAGUGAUAAAUAAAUUCUUCCUGGACUUCAGUAAUAUGUAUUUGUUUCUUCUGUUAUUUAAUGGUAGGUUUGGUAUAAUGUAUUUUAUUAGAAUUUCUAGUCAUCAUUUGGAUAUUUUUUAUGAAGAACUCAAGCACUAUGCUGAUGGUCUUUAUAGGAAUCUUAAAAUU